Messenger RNA from Triplophysa dalaica, 1167 nucleotides. Its product is annotated as axin-1-like. Gene Ontology annotation, biological process: negative regulation of canonical Wnt signaling pathway. The transcript has 6 exons. Lineage: Eukaryota; Metazoa; Chordata; Actinopteri; Cypriniformes; Nemacheilidae. The record is from RefSeq and is a predicted model, not a curated record. Bases 99 to 1160 code for a protein of 353 amino acids.
GCAGUUCUUCAGUAAGACUUCGUCUCAUAGGUCAGAGGAUUGGACUGCCACGCCUUGCAGAUAUUUGGGGUUUGAGCCGGAGGGCAGUGCAUCAUGGGAUGUCCCGUAUGAACCCUGGGCUAAGACUCUCCUCACGCUGUUGGGCGAUCAGGACGGUACGAGGCUCUUCCAGCAGUUUCUGCGAGGUCUGGGCUGCUCUGAGCUGCUGGAGUUCUGGUUUGCCUGCAGUGGCUUUCAGAAGUUUCCCGCCGACGACACUGAGCGACGACUCAAACUGGCCAAAGCCAUAUACCGCUGUUACCUGUCUGAGCGCAGUCGCAGCAGUGUCACGUCAGGUCGCUACGGUGACGAGUUGUGGCGUGAUGGACGCCAUACGACGCUCGCAGCUGGACUCCGCCCUGUUUGUGCAGGCGCAUGCUGAGGUGCAGAUGGUGCUGGAGCAUAACCUGUUCCCGCUCUUUCUCAGAUCGGAUGUGUAUAUAAAACACACACAGAGCGACAAUCAGACGCCCACAAAACUCACAUCAUCAACAGACCAACAAAACACAGUGUUACCACGACAACCGGACAAUCCUUCUCUGGGUUCUAAAACUGAGACCCUCUCUUCCUACAACAAAGCCAAUCAGACGAGCAGAAGAACACGAGACAGAGAGAAGACACACAAACACCUGCCGCACACACCUGUGAAGAUGAGGACACACACAUUUAUAUCUGAACUGAUGAGACGUUUACAGGAGCUGCAUGCUGCGGAAGAGGAUGCUGCUGUCACUGACAGAAGCUCAUUAUGUCAUUCUCAAUCAACGAGGGAUAGCUCCGCCCACUCUCUGGGUUACUAUAAUACAGAACGUGACUUCAACACAUGUGAAGGACACACACACUCCACUGACAAACGGCAUUCUGGGUGUGCAGGUUUGACAGUUGUGUAUUAUUUGUGUGGUGAGGUGAUACCGUACAGGACGUGUGUUCAGGGAAACACUGUGACUCUCGCUCAGUUUAAAUCUCUCAUCAUGACCCACAGAGACUCGUACAGGUUUUUCUUCAAGAGUGUGAGCAGUGACUUUGACUGUGAUGUGUUUUAUGAGGAGAUAGAAGAAGAUGAGACCGUCCUGCCAACAUAUGACCGCAAAAUCAUCGCUAAAGUGGAGAGAUUGAAUGAAUAAAUAAUUC